CAUUGCUAACUUCAUGGUCAUAUUUGAGAAACAUGAUAACCGUUGGAUUUGUAUUUCAUGUAAUAAGUAUUAAACAUUAAUAUCAACAAAUUUUAACAAUAUUAUUAAAUUAAUAAUAUUGUAAUACAUUUGAAGUUACCGUCAUGAUAGGUGGUAGUAUUUUUAAUAAAAGUGUUACCCAACCUUCUAAUCCUAAUAAGGAUUUUGAAGUAACUCAGCCUCCCGAUGACACAGUAUCAUCCCUAGAAUUCAGUCCUGCCGCAUUACAACAAAAUUUUUUAAUAGCUGGCAGUUGGGAUAACAGUGUACGUUGUUGGGAAGUUGAACAGAGUGGUAAAACUGUUCCUAAAUCUAUGCAGUCUAUGACAGGUCCUAUUUUAGAUACUUGUUGGAGUGAUGAUGGUACAAAAGUUUUUAUGGCAUCGUGUGAUAAACAAGUAAAAUGUUGGGAUUUAGCAAGUAAUCAAACUAUGCAAGUAGCAGCUCAUGAUGCACCCGUUAAAACUUGCCACUGGAUUAAAGCUCCAUCAUAUACUUGUUUAAUGACAGGAUCAUGGGACAAGACAUUAAAAUUUUGGGAUAUACGAAGCUCAAAUCCAAUGAUGACAAUUAAUUUACCUGAAAGAGCCUAUUGUGCUGAUGUGGAUUAUCCUAUGGCAGUUAUUGGAACAGCAUCAAGAGGAAUUGUAGUCUAUAAACUUGAGGGAAAACCUGAAAUGGUUAAGACUGUAGAAUCGCCUCUUAAAUAUCAACAUCGUUGUGUAGCAAUUUUUAGAGAUAAAAAAAAACAAUCACCAACAGGUUUUGGUUUGGGAAGUGUUGAAGGACGUGUAGCUAUCCAUUAUAUUCAACCACAGAGUACAAAAGAUAAUUUUACUUUUAAAUGUCAUCGUCAAAAUAGCCAAGGCACCAUGAAUGUUCAAGACAUUUAUGCAGUGAAUGAUAUUAAAUUUCAUCCAGUUCAUGGCACAUUAGCUACUGUUGGUUCUGAUGCUACAUUUGCCUUUUGGGAUAAAGAUGCUCGUACAAAAUUAAAGUCAUCAGAAACAAUUGAUCAACCAAUUACAAAAUGCUGUUUUAAUAGUAAUGGACAGAUAUUUGCAUAUAGUAUUGGAUAUGAUUGGUCUAAAGGCCAUGAAUAUAAUAAUCCAGCAAAGAAACCACAAAUAUUUUUAAAACCUUGUUUUGAAGAUCUCAAACCAAAAAGUAGUACAUAACAGGUUGGUUUAUUUACUUUUAAGUGUUUUUGGUAUUCUUUAAUUAGUUAUUGUAUAUUUAAAUUUUUUUAAUUAAAAAAAAAUGGCUUUUUCAAUAUUA
Molecule: messenger RNA, 1317 nt
Organism: Daktulosphaira vitifoliae (grape phylloxera)
Lineage: Eukaryota; Metazoa; Arthropoda; Insecta; Hemiptera; Phylloxeridae
Gene: Rae1
Product: protein Rae1
Exons: 8
Coding region: 144-1217 (357 amino acids)
Biological process (GO): RNA export from nucleus; transcription-dependent tethering of RNA polymerase II gene DNA at nuclear periphery
Cellular component (GO): nuclear pore
Molecular function (GO): RNA binding; ubiquitin binding
Source: RefSeq, a predicted model, not a curated record